AUCAGCCUGUGGUUAAAGUCUGAAUUAUGGUUCUGCGUUAAAUCGACGCCGUAGGGUACGGCGUAUGCUUCGCGGCGGCGCGCACCGUACUACGCCGUAGGCCCUGCGUUGGUGUAACGCGGAACCAUAAAUCAUCCUUCAGUUGGACAGAGCUGCCAGUGCCAACGCCUUUCCCCCUCUCUCUGCGCUUCUUCCCCGGCUGGGAAACUUCGGCUGACACCGACCCGGGAGCUGCUGGACGGACUUACCCUUUCAACCGAUGAGUUGCUGAAACCUUUAUCCCCACACUAAGAAGUUGUUCGACAAAAUAAAGAAAAAAUGGGCUGCACGAUCAGCGCCGAGGACAAAGCUGCAGUGGAGAGGAGUAGGAUGAUUGACAAAAACCUGCGAGACGACAAGGAGAAAUCCUCCAGAGAGGUGAAGCUGCUUCUACUCGGUGCCGGGGAAUCUGGGAAAAGCACAAUUGUCAAGCAGAUGAAAAUCAUCCAUGAAGACGGCUACUCAGAAGACGAGUGCAAGCAGUACAAAGUGGUGGUGUACAGCAACACCAUUCAGUCCAUCAUGGCCAUCAUCAAGGCGAUGGGCCAGCUGAAGAUAGAGUUCGUGGAUGCUGGACGGGCGGAUGAUGCCCGACAGCUGUUCGCCCUGGCAAGCACAGCAGAGGAAGGGGUGAUAUCCGCUGAGCUGACCGCCGUGAUCCGAAGGUUGUGGAGCGACAGUGGAGUUCAAGCCUGCUUCGAUCGAUCACGGGAAUAUCAGCUCAAUGACUCUGCUGCAUACUACCUGAACGACUUGGACAGGAUUAGCAAGGCGAGCUACGUGCCGACCCAGCAGGACGUGUUACGUACACGUGUGAAGACCACGGGGAUCGUGGAAACUCACUUCACCUUCAAAGAUCUCUACUUCAAGAUGUUUGAUGUUGGAGGUCAGCGCUCGGAGAGAAAGAAGUGGAUCCAUUGUUUUGAAGGAGUCACAGCGAUCAUUUUCUGUGUAGCGCUCAGUGACUACGACCUUGUCCUGGCUGAGGAUGAGGAGAUGAACCGAAUGCACGAGAGCAUGAAGCUUUUUGACUCCAUCUGCAACAAUAAGUGGUUCACGCUCACCUCCAUCAUCCUCUUCCUCAACAAGAAGGACUUGUUUGAAGAGAAGAUCAGCAGGAGUCCACUCACAAUCUGCUACCCCGAGUACUCUGGUGGGAACUCGUAUGACGACACAGCGACUUACAUCCAGUGCAAGUUCGAAGACUUGAACAAGCGAAAGGACACCAAGGAGAUCUACACCCACUUUACUUGUGCCACAGACACCAAGAAUGUGCAGUUUGUGUUUGAUGCGGUCACUGACGUCAUCAUCAAGAUCAACCUGAGGGAGAUCGGGCUCUACUGAAGCCCUGGCAUCCUUCCAGGGUUUUUAGAAGAAUUGUGACUUCUGGGAUGUCUUUUCUACGAAGGGUGAAUUGCAACAUUGGACUAAGCACGUCUCUGUGAUGAAUGCAGAACCCAAACUGCAUUAAAUUUGGGUCCGACUAUUGAUCACUUUUUUUCUCCAUGGAUUUUAAGCCGGGGAGUGUUCUGGGAGAACGUAAUUUUUGGAUCACUGUGCAGCUUGUCAUAUUUAAGAUCUUUGCAUCCCCUAGGCAGGUGAAUCCACCGACGUCUCUGAUAUGUUCGUGGUUUGUCUGCCCUCUGCACAAGGACACAAACGGACUUGUUUAUGAGAUCCAUCCCAACGUUUCACAGUAGUCUCAUGGCUUUAAACGUCAUUUCUGUUCACCUGACUGUUGUUGCAUUUUGUCUUAGCUGUAUGUCUAUAUCAGAUCUGCAUUUGCUCUGUAUUUUCAUAUUUAGUUGAUGGCAUAUAGUAUUCCCAUCUUUGGAUACCUGAAUUCCAUAUCUUACAUACUGAACAAUGUUUAUGUGGGCAGUUUUAUGUAGUUUAAUGUAUCUGUUUGGGUCUAGAAUUAGUUAGCUAGAGUCUAAUGACCUCAGUGGCACCACCGAUGUAAGUCUUUGUUUUAAUUUAAACUAGACCACAUUGUAAUGAACCAUAUGUUUAUUUUUAAGACGUUGCAAAUCAGUCUGUGAAGGGAUGAAGGGAUUUCUUUAAUUUUUAUUGUGCUUGUUUUUUUUGUGUUUUUAAAUAUUUCCAAUAAUCUUCAAACAUUAGACACCUAUGGAGAAUCUGUUUUUUCUCGCAAUGUAAAUUUUAAAUACUGCAGAUUUCUUUUCACUUAUGUGAAGAAAUAUGAAGACAAAAGCAUAAAAAGUGUGAUCACAGUUCAUAAACCUAGUGUUUGUGCUGUUUGCACUGAGGAAUAUAUUCCUAAAAAGGAAAUAAUCUGUCACUUCUUCCACAGAGAAAUGUAUUUAAAUGUAUAAAACUGUAUGCACAUUUGAAACAACAACAAUGAUGAUGAUAAUGGAUGCCUUGUGUGGGAUUUACUGGUUGCUCUGGAUUAAUUUGCCAUAAAACGUGGUCAGAUCUCAAACACGACAUUAGGUGAACAGAAUGCACUUGUGCUGAUAAUAUGCAACAACUAUAAUUUCUCCCGUCUUUAUUGAAUGCACUCAUUUAACAGUCACAGUGCUGGAAGAAAAAGUAAGUGAACCCAAGGAAGUCAGUAGUUUACACACUUCCAGCUGAUUAAAUGGCUGUGGAGGUCUAGUGUCGAGCUGUGAUUUAUAAAAGACGUGCAAACAUUUUGGUUUCACUGUUCAAAAGAAGCAUCUGCUGAAGUAGACCAUGCCUUUCAAAGAGAAGAUCAGUGAAGACGUGCAAUCAAGAGUAGAGCCACAAAGGACACCCAAAAUGUCCAGGAAUCCAUCAGUCCGCCGUCCAAUCUGGCUACUCGUCUAAGAGCUGGGUACCCAGCCAAGUUGACUGAAAGCACAGCACCAAGUCCUCAAUGAGGUGUAAAAAAAACACAACAGCUAAAGACUUGAAGAUAUCAUUGGAACUGGCAAACAUCCGUCAAGUGAGUCAGAGUACUGACCUUUAACUUAACAGAGAUGCUGUGGCAUGACCUCAAAAGAGCUGCCAAUAGCAGAAGCAGCUCUGUAGAGACAUUGGACAUUGCGCAGGUCUGAUCAAAGUCAUUGCUGCCAAAAGAGGCUUGACUAGCUAUUACCUCCAAGGGUUUGCUCACUUUUUCCACCAGGGCCGUGGGUGUUUAAAGGGUGUGUUGUACAACGACACAAGUAAUUACGAUUAUUUGUGUGUUCUCAGCUGAAGUUCGUCUGUUAAUAAAACGUAGAAAAAGAUCAGGUCACAUUUUGUGGCAGAUUUAAUGGAGAAAACCAUCUAAUUACCAAAAGUGCACAUACUUCUUCUUGGGUUAUAUUAAAAUCAUUGAAUGAUGGCACGAAGCUCUUAAAACAUGAUUCUUCUAGCGGGAUGUGUUCAUCAGACAUGAGGACGUGUUUGGGUCUGGGAAGGAGGUCAUUCACAUUCAUAUUUUUAGAUUUCAGUGGCACAUCUGUAGGCCUGAGCAGAGGGCCAGUGUGUUCCAGCGGCUGCACAGACCCACAUCCUGUAAAUGGUACUAUUAUAAAGUAAGUUUGAACUGUUAUAAGUCUGUGAGUCAAUGAGAUUUUUUUUAAAUUUAAAUAAAAACAGUUUAGGAAUUUGUUUGAAAAGAGUGUAGACUAAAUCAUUUGGUUUUGUGGCAUUUGUCAUCAGUAUGGGAAAUACUGAAUUUUGCAGAUUAUCCUAACAUGUUAAUAGCUGUUUAAAAACAAGUGGGACUUUGGUUCU
Molecule: messenger RNA, 3750 nt
Organism: Cololabis saira (Pacific saury)
Lineage: Eukaryota; Metazoa; Chordata; Actinopteri; Beloniformes; Belonidae
Gene: gnai3
Product: guanine nucleotide binding protein (G protein), alpha inhibiting activity polypeptide 3
Exons: 9
Coding region: 319-1383 (354 amino acids)
Biological process (GO): adenylate cyclase-modulating G protein-coupled receptor signaling pathway
Cellular component (GO): heterotrimeric G-protein complex
Molecular function (GO): GTPase activity; G-protein beta/gamma-subunit complex binding; G protein-coupled receptor binding
Source: RefSeq, a predicted model, not a curated record